Anarrhichthys ocellatus (wolf-eel) is the source of this 3357-nucleotide messenger RNA. RefSeq names its product SPARC related modular calcium binding 2 (gene smoc2). The record is from RefSeq and is a predicted model, not a curated record. Bases 1424 to 2851 code for a protein of 475 amino acids. Gene Ontology annotation, biological process: extracellular matrix organization. Gene Ontology annotation, cellular component: basement membrane. The transcript is spliced from 14 exons. Lineage: Eukaryota; Metazoa; Chordata; Actinopteri; Perciformes; Anarhichadidae. Gene Ontology annotation, molecular function: heparin binding; calcium ion binding; extracellular matrix binding.
UUCAACCGGUAACAAUGAUGGGGGACACUAUCGAGAACAUUGCAUUUCUUUUCAUGAACAUUUCGUGUUCAUUUCUGCUGUGCAAAUAAGGAAUUCAAGUUACAUUUCCUCCAAACUGCCACAAAAUAACUACAUUGCAAGAUAAGCAAGGCCUAACGUUAUAUAUUUUUAUAUUGCUUGAUGUGGUUGCUUGACGAAACAAGACAUUUGACUUGUCAUAGCAGUUGCAACUAAUAACAUCCAUUGGGCUCCGUUCCGGCUUGUUUCCAGAAAGUAUCGCAAUACAAUGCAGUAUUCAACGUGAUAAAGUACCGCUUGCAGAAUAUAAUGUAAAAGUAAAAAUGGGUGAUGUGACGGAUGAUAUUGGGUCAAUAUGGUGAGAGCUUGUACCUACUGGUGAACACCGCUAGGUAGCGCUAUAGUCACAAGAUGCCGCUCUCUCCAGAAUCAAGAAGACUCAGAUGGCCACGAACUUGACAAAAGUUAAGUCGAGAAGAGCAUCAAGAAUAAACGGGCCAUGUCCUUCCAAAUCAGGCCUUAAUGCUGAUUAUAACCCACCCAUUUAAUAUGAACUCGGAUAAGUUUGGCAUGCUUUCAGUACAAUAUGUGAUUUAAACCAAUCAAAUGGGUAUAUUGCUAAAUAGAUCUCUAAGACUACUCUUUGUGUAACUUUAUUUUGAGAAUGUUAUUAUAAACUAAGAGAGGAUUUUGUUGUCCAAAUUGUAUCUUGAAGCUCGUGUGCGCGUGUGUGAGCGCGUGUGUAGGGGGAGUCCUGCAGGAUGAGAGUUUAUGAGCAGACUGUGUGCUUCUUGUUCUUGCUGACCCUCCCAGCAGACAGUAGCCUGUCUAAUCCCCUCCUUUCUUUGCCAACGGAAUAUCAUCUCAAGGUCCUCCGAGAAUACCGGAUUUCUUGUUGUGGCUUUAAAGGAGAAGGAAAAGAAAAAGGGUGAAAACCUUUUGAAAAGAAUACCUGUUUGCCUCAGCUACCAGCAGCAGACGGACUCCCUCUAAAACUACCGACCUACCGGCUAGGGAACUGCCUGCAUCCGAUAAGGGAUCUAGUCGACAAAAUCAAGUGUGGAGGGAGGGAGUGUAGAGAAAGAAGUCGUAUUGGAGAGAGGGAAAAGGGAGAGGAGACACCGAGGGAGGGGAAAAGGUCAGGGACACGGGGGGGUUCAUCGCACUGCCAGAAAUAAGGAGAGUGUCUACACCAACGGUUUGGCAGACGAAACCAAGGAGACGAAGUGAAAUACACUAACGACCCCGUCUCCCCAACACUGACAUUUUUUUUUUCGCCAGGACUACUUUGGAUUUUGAAACGUCUUCGACUUCUUCCAAAGAAGUGUUUUGGUGAAAUUCCGGCAACGCAGAGUGAAUUUUGGACCGUGCGUAAUUUGGAGAGUUUGUUGCACACUGCGUCAGGAUGCGCGUCUGUCUGCUGCUGGUCUUCCUCUGUCUGCUGUGCGCUGGACGCGCUCAAAAGUUCUCUGCUCUCACGUUCCUGCGGGUGGAUCAGGAUAAGGAGUGCAACAUGGAAUGCAGCGGAGCUCCUCGCAAGCCCCUGUGCGCCUCCGACGGCAGGACCUUCACGUCUCGCUGCGAGUUCCUCCGAGCCAAGUGCCGCGACCCCCAGCUGGAGGUCAUUCGAGGGCCAUGCAAAGAAAUACAGCAUCAUUGGACCAACAACUUCCUCAGUGAUAAGAAAUGGCUUCAGCUCUCUGAAAUCAAAUUAUUAUGCCGAGAUACAUCCAGAUGUGUAGCAGAGAAGAAGUACACAGAGCAGCAGGCUAAGAAGCUCUUCCCACAGGUCUUUGUGCCUGUAUGCAACCCUGAUGGCACAUAUAGCGAGGUUCAGUGCCACAGCUACACUGGAUACUGUUGGUGUGUCACCCCAAACGGUCGACCCAUCAGCGGCUCAGCAGUGGCCAAUAAAAAACCUCGAUGCCAAGGUUCAAAACAAGAGAGAGCUACUACAAGAGAGCCAGGUAAAGCAGUCUCCUUGCAAAUAUUCUCCAUUCUAAAUGCAGAUGAGACUGGCCUAGUGGUGGACCCACAGCCUGCUGGUGAGGAAGAAGACAUCGUUUCCCAGUACCCCACUCUGUGGACGGAGCAGGUUCGCAGCCGACAGAACAACAGAACCAGAGCACCAUCCUCAUCAUGUGACCAGGAGCAGCAGUCGGCCCAGGAGGAGGCGAGGCAGCACAAGAACGAUGCCGUAUUUGUACCAGACUGUGCCCAAGGAGGACUUUACAAGCCAGUCCAAUGCCACCCCUCCACCGGUUACUGCUGGUGUGUGCUGGUGGACACGGGACGGCCCAUACCUGGGACCUCCACCAGGUGGGAGAGACCUCACCUAUGGUAUGAACAGCCAAAGUGUGACGGCAAUGCCAGGGCCCACCCAACUAAACCUAAGGACCAUUAUAGAAGCAGACAUCUCCAAGGCUGUCCUGGGGCAAAGAAAACCGAGUUCCUGACAAGUGUUCUUGACGCUCUGUCAACAGACAUGGUGCACGCCGUCACAGAUCCUGCAUCCGCCGGAAGGAUGGCUGAGCCCGACCCCAGCCACACCCUGGAGGAGAGGGUGGUCCACUGGUAUUUCAGUCAGCUGGACAAAAACUCCAGUGGGGACAUUGGAAAGAAGGAGAUCAAGCCUUUCAAACGCUUCCUGCGCAAGAAAUCCAAGCCAAAGAAGUGUGUGAAGAAGUUUGUGGAGUACUGCGACAUCAGCAACGACAAGGCGCUGUCUCUGCAGGAGCUGAUGGGUUGCCUCGGGGUGAUCAAAGAAGAGGGGGCCAAACCAGGAGAGGGUUUAUCUUCCAGUAAACUAAAUCCCUCAAAGAAGCAGGGCUAAGCCAGCAUUUGAGAUUUCCCCUCCCGCAUGGAGAAUCUGCCCUCAACAAUCGGCAAUAACGGAAACCAUAGUAUUUGCACUUUGUACUUUAAAAAAAGAAAUGUAAAUUCACUUUGUAGAAAUAAGGUAUUUAAACAGACUGCUGAAUCUGUGAAUGAUGUAGUUAGCUUUUUAUGUCCUGACAAACAAAAAAUAUUUAACACAUACAAUGUAUGUGUCCUUUGUGUGUCUAAAAAGUAUACUUUUCAAAGUUGUCAUGUUUUCAUGUUCGAUGUUGCUUUUGUGCCCCUUCCCUCACUGUACUUUUCUCCUCACGUUGAUGAUGGUAAAGCGGAUAUAUGGAUAGUUUGCUACAAUAACUUAGACCAUCUCUCAUGUACUGACCUAUAUCAUUUCUUCUUGUGCUUUGUACAGCAGUUUGCAAGAAUGUUUUAAACAUGCAGCAUAAAAACGUCCUACAUGUUCACGUGUAUCCAUGUUUAUUAGAAAUAAAGACCUCUUUUAUA